AUGAGAGCAGAAUUCACCAUGCAGAAGAGCACAGCCCAGAUGAUCAUAGCAGUCUGCCUGAUCUGUCAUUCUUUGGCAGUGGAGCUUAAGGAUAAGGCUAAAAUACCGCUGAAUAUUGACGGUGUUCAAGGGCAUAAUUUGAAGCUGCUAACCGAGCAACUGAAUCGAGGUUGGAGAGCAUUCUGUGAUGCCCCUGUGGACGAGGGUGUCAUGUCCCUAUUUCAGGGCAUAAAUCCCAGCGAUGCCCGAAUCCAUGUGAUGACCAUCACCAAUCAGAGUGUAGAGCUGCCCAUCAAGUCAAUAUCUCAAAUCAAGGAUUUCGAUAUCAGUCCGGAGCGUAAGACCCUCAUCUAUGUGAAUGCCUUCCACACGGCCGACAGCUAUUUCAGUGUCCAGGAGCACUUGACCCUGCUGCAGAACAGCAGAAGGGAUCUCAAUGUUAUAGUGGUGGAUUUCGCCAAGGAUGUGGCUCAACUGUACUAUGCAGUGCGUCACCAUCUGUCCGUUGAUGGAUAUUUCGUGUAUAAACUUGUGAGGGCUCUUAAGGAUGCGGGCAUUGCUAUGCAGGAUAUUACUCUGGCAGGACACUCGGUGGGUGCGAAUAUAGCCGCAUUGGGUGCCCAACUUUUUGCCCGGGAAAACAAACAGUUGGUGGGUCAACUGAUUGCCAUCGAUCCGGCCACCAUGUGCCAAACCACCGAUAUACUGGUAAAGCAAAGUGUGGCCUCUAGGGUGGUGGUUCUGCAUGGCGAGGGGGAUGUUUUCGGGGUGAGGGUUCCGCUGGGUCACAUCGAUAUCUAUCCCAAUGGUAUAGGCUACUUCCCGAGAAGGAAACUUCAACCUGGCUGCGAGUCCAAGAUCUGUAGUCACAUGUAUCCAUUUGUUCUAUUCAUGGAGGCUCUCAUCGAGGGUGUCAUGAUCCCAGCUACCAAGUGCGAAAGUUGGGCCAAGUUCCGGCAGGGCGACUGUAAUUUCAAGAACACCAUCAACAUUGGUCUUAUCUAUCCAGCCAAUGCCAAGGGUCUGUACUUUUGUCUGACCCAACCGAACCCUCCAUUCACCUACAUGGAACAUGGACUGCGCUAUAAGGCGAGACGUCCUGAGAAACCAGCUGAUAGAAAAACCUCUUAAGUUUUAGUUUUAGUUGUACGAAGUGUAUCUGUUUUUUAGUUGGAUAGUUAAAUUAUUAAAAUUUAUUUUUAU
Messenger RNA from Drosophila suzukii, 1203 nucleotides. Its product is annotated as lipase member H. NCBI's taxonomy places the organism in Eukaryota, Metazoa, Arthropoda, Insecta, Diptera, Drosophilidae. Gene Ontology annotation, molecular function: lipase activity. The record is from RefSeq and is a predicted model, not a curated record. Gene Ontology annotation, biological process: lipid catabolic process.